This is a messenger RNA of Panicum virgatum (switchgrass), 2141 nucleotides long. RefSeq lists its product as uncharacterized. Lineage: Eukaryota; Viridiplantae; Streptophyta; Magnoliopsida; Poales; Poaceae. The coding region runs from base 105 to 1181 and encodes 358 amino acids. The record is from RefSeq and is a predicted model, not a curated record. Gene Ontology annotation, molecular function: protein binding. The transcript is spliced from 2 exons.
UGGUAUUUCCGUCGCGCAAACGCCGCCGCAGACCAGGAAAAAAAAAGCCCAAUUCAGAUUGCGAUCGCCGCCGGUCGCCGCCCAAUACGGGGAUUGCGAUCGCCAUGGCCGCCACGGGCUGCUCGGACCUCCCGCCGGAGCUCCUCACCGACAUCGCCGGCGGGAUCGCCGAGCUCGCCGACAUCGCACGCUUCCGCUCCGUCUGCUCGUCCUGGCGGUCGGCGGCGCGGGACGCCGCGGCCGCGCCCCCGCCGCAGCCGCCGUGGCUCCUCCUCCCGUCCUCCCCGUCCCGGCUCUUCUUCUGCCCCCGGGAGGACCGAAUCUACCCGGACCUCCGCCUGCCCCGCCCCGCCGCGGACGCGCGCCACCGCCGCCGCCGCCGCCUCUACGCGUCCCCGCACGGCUGGACCCUCGCCGUCGACCCCACCGACCUCGCGGCCUCCCUCGUCCACCCCUUCACCGGCGCCGCCCGCCCGCUCCCGCCGCUCCCGGCUUUCUUCGCCGAGACCGACGACCUGGCCUGGGACUGGUCCCCGCACGGCGUCAUGGCGUCCUGCGGCGAGGGCCUCCUCUUCUGCGCCGCCGACCCGCCCGCCGCCUCCUGGGCCCCGAUCCCCGCCCUGGCCGACUGCAACACCAGCAGCAUCAACUACGCCGCCGGCGAGUUCUUCGUCUUCGAGGAGGACGUCUGCCGCACCACCGUCGUCGACGCGCUCACCCUCGACGUCUCUGCCGUCGUCCCGGGCCCCGCCGUCGAGCUCCCCUCCGAGGCGCGCCUCGUGGUUGCCGGCGAGGAGCUCUUCCUCCUCGUCAAGUCCAAGUGGAUGUACCUCUUCGGCGACGACGUCGACUUCUCCAAGGCCUUCCAUGUCAACCACCGCAGCGUCGAUCCGGCCUGGCAGGAGCUCGACGGCAUCGGCGACCGCGCGCUGUUCGUGGAUUCCCUCCACGGGUUCGCCGUGCCGACGGCGGGAUUUGGCAAUCUCGAGAGCAACACCAUCUACUCGGUGAGCAGCAAGGAGGUGAGCAGCAGGCGUCCCACCACGGUGAACUACAGCGUGUCGGCCUUCAGCCUGGAGAGCCGUACCUCCAAGAAACUUGCGUGCCGGCUUAACGGCCGGGAGAUGGCCAUGCGUGGCGAGACGCCAUCGUGGAUCAUACCAAGCUUGGUUGAAGGCUGAGGCCGCGUGCUUGGAAGAUCGUCGUUAUUGGGCAAUCGAUGUUGCUACUUGAUACAUGGUUCUAGGAAAAGUCUUCUCGUCGAGGUCAAUCAAGUUGUGCUUGGUUGAUAACCAACAGAGUAGUGGUGUAACGAUUGCUUGACUUCGAAUCGUGCUGAUUAGAAGCCGGAUCGCCAACGUCACACACUCCAUCAAUCGAAUUUACCUCUACAUCUCGAAAGACCGGGCCUACUCCUCAUCAGGUGAUGUGUUGAGUACUAGAGUUCAGUAUAUAAUAUUAUAAUUUGAGAAAUACGGUUACAUAUCCAAUAUUGUGGACCUAGCCACCUAGGAAUAUACUAUCAGGUACACUUUUUGAUUAUUGAAUGUCCUUUCCUGUCUCGUUUUCCUGUUUGAAUGGUCAUUUGCCAGUGACAAAUAGCACAAUUUGCUUAACUUGCUACAUGUUGUGCCAUUGGUGGUCCAUUAAGGACUUUUUGGGUAAUCACUGUACUCCCCUCUCUGACUCUGCUAGAUUUUUUUUUUAAGCUAGACUCUGCUAGAUUCGUGGUGAAGCUUUUUUGUGAUUUGGCUGCGAUGAUGCCAUCCCGGGGAGGAAAAUACUCAGAAAAUGACGUGCCAAUUCUCCGGGGUUAGGAGACGGACAAGGAUGGGAUUAAAGGAAAGGAUGACAGGGAGAUGAUGCAUGGGCGGCGGGGAAUAGCUGCUGAUAGGAUUGCUUGUGUGCGAUAAUGAAACAAGCACCCGAUUAUCUACCAUUAUUUCCUCGAGAACUUAUAGAAGAAUAAUCACCGGUUGUAAUCGAGUCUGACUCGACGAUGGUAGCAGCAGGCAGCAGCUAGCGACAUUCGUUUGCUGUCGCGUGUGGUGUAAAAUGGGCAAUGGUUUUACUUUGUUGUCUUAAAGAGAGCGUUUUAUGCCAGUAAGUUCUUCUAAUCAACAGGUACAGGAAAGCAGCAA